AUGUCCUUCUUGAAGUUGAAAAACUACUUUGGUACCUCCGCCUUUGCGGCGAAGGACGAGAAGAAGCCUAUCCGUGCUCUGCCUGCUUCCUGGUAUACAUCCCAGGCCAUGUAUGAGCUUGAACGGCGGUCUAUAUUCUGUCGUAAAUGGCUUCUCACUACCCAUAAACAACGAGUCCAUAACGCUGGCGACUGGGCUCGAUAUGACGCCGCUGGCUACGAAUUUGUCGUCACCAAAGACAACCAUGGAAACAUCAAUGCAUUCUACAACAAUGAUCCAUUUCCUAUUCAUAUGCACAUUGACCGAAAUGGUUUCAUCUGGGUCAAUUUGGACGCUGGCGAAACCCCCGAGGUAGCUUGGAAGGACGACUUUGAAGGUGUCGAUGAACAGCCCCGAUUCAACUACUACGACUUUGAGAAUUACGUGUUUGACCACACUUGGGAUAUGGAGGGGGAGUUUAACUGGAAGAUUCUAGCCGACAACUAUAAUGAGUGCUACCACUGCCAAGUCGCCCAUCCCGAUAUUCCCACAAUUGCCGACCUCAACUCUUACUAUGUCGAGACAAAGGACGGCCACAUUCAACAUUACGGCGCCCAGCGACCCGACCAGAUCGAGAAGGGCUUCCGGAUAGCCACUACAUACUUCUGGCCUAAUGCCUCUUUCAACAUCUCCCCUAAUUUCUUCUUCAUGCAACGGUUUACUCCGGUCAGCCCCACCAAAUCAGUAAUGCGAUAUGAAGUCUACCGCCACAGGAAUGCUACCGAAGAGGACUUUAACCUCAUCAGCGACAUGUAUAAACGAAUCAUGUCCGAGGAUAAGUACCUCUGCAUUCAGUCCCAAAAGAACCUCAACGUUGGUGUCUUUGUCAACGGCCAGCUUCACCCCGAGAUGGAGAAGGGCCCUAUCCACUUUCAGAAGACUGUGCGCGAGGUGGUCACAGACCACCGCAAGAAAGAGGCGGCCGCUGGCCACGAAAUCUUUCCCGCUCAACAACGCACUCGGAACAACACUGGCGUCAGUCAAGACAGCUUCGUUUUCCGCACAGGUAUGGACAGCAGCGAAAAGGCGGGUUUAAAGGAAUCGAUGAAUAGCGGUCUUGUGUCGGCAAUUACUGUCUAG
This is a messenger RNA of Penicillium riverlandense, 1119 nucleotides long. Its product is annotated as RHO alpha subunit C-terminal catalytic domain-containing protein. The record is from RefSeq and is a predicted model, not a curated record. Gene Ontology annotation, molecular function: iron ion binding; 2 iron, 2 sulfur cluster binding. Bases 1 to 1119 code for a protein of 372 amino acids. NCBI's taxonomy places the organism in Eukaryota, Fungi, Ascomycota, Eurotiomycetes, Eurotiales, Aspergillaceae. The transcript has 2 exons.